CGUUGAAAGGCGGGACCGGGCGCCCGCGGGAAACCUGGGUGAGCGGUGCUCCGUUAAAUUCAGCUGCGGGGAUGGCGAGGUUGAGGAGCGUGGUCCUGCGGCCGUGGAUUCGAGAGCUGGUCCUGGGCUUAGAGCGACUCUCAAGUCCACGGGCCGGGCAGCUGCUUCAGGUGCUGCAGGAGGCAGAAGCCGAGGCCCCAGGCCCGUCCUGCGCCCCUGACAAGUCUGAUGUCGGGGCCGCGCUGCUUGUGUCCGACGGGACCCACAGCGUCCGGUGCCUGGUGACGCGGGAAACUCUGGACGCCUCGGACUGGGAAGAGAAGGAGUUUGGUUUCCGAGGAGCUGAAGGCCGGCUGCUGCUGCUGCAAGACUGCGAGGUCCGAGUCCAAGUGGCAGAGGGCAGCGCGCCCGCGGAGUUCUACCUGCAGGUGCACCGCUUCAGCCUAAUGCCCACGGAGCAGCCCCGGGAUUGGGUGAUUGGUUGCAACCAGGACCCAGAUGUGCAGAAGAAGCUCAAAGACUGCCUCGAGGAGCACCUUUCAGAGUCGGCCUCCUCCAAUGCAGGCCUUUCACUGACCCAGCUUCUGGACGAGGUGCAGGGAGAAGAGGAGCAUCAGGGGGCACUAGUGCGCCUGGCUGAGAGCUGUCUGAUGCUGUCAGGCCCUUGCACGGCACCCCCGCUCACCCGCUGGGCCACCUCAAGCCACUUGGCCAUGGGAGAAGCUGUGUACACUGUCCCCAGCCUAUGGCUACACAUCUCUGAGGAUGACCAGCAAGUCCUGAACUCUCUGGGCGCAGGUCAGAGGACACAGGGCCCUGAGCUGCCCCCACCAGACCCCGCUCUUCAGGACCUGUCGCUGACCCUGUCCUCCUCGCUUUCCUCACUCAGUUCCUCAGGAAACCCUGCCUUAUGCAGCCACAUGUCAUCACAGGAAAGCGGUGCCAGCGUCAGCCUUCUGCCUGCCCUGUCCUUGGCUGCUCCAGACACAGGGCAGAAGGGCAGCUCCCAGUCCCAGCCAGCCAUCUGCUCAACCCCCCACCCCCUGCCCCCUAGCUCCCCGCAGCCCAGCCAUAUAACCAACUCCCCACUCCUGAGUAGUACCCCAAGUCUGUCACCUCUUGGUCACAUCCCCAAUUCACAUCAGGCCGAUGUGACCAGGCCCCAGCCCCAGAAACCUAGACUGGAGUUCAAGGAACUAGGGUUGCCCCCCAAGAACUGGCAGCAUUCUCCAAGGAUAAGAACCACCGAGGGAGUCCUGGAGUCCAGUCCUGUCUGGGACCCACCAAAGAAGCAUCGUGAUGGUUCCGCCUUCCAAUAUAAGUACGCUCCACCCUGCACUUCUCUCUGUGCCCAGGUCCAAGCUGCCAGGCUCCCUCCCCAGCUCCUGGCCUGGGCCUUGCAUUUUCUGAUGGAGCCACAGCCGGAAUCCGAGCAAACCCAGGUGUGAGGGGUCAUGUGACCACGUAGGAGAAUGUGUGCAUAUAGGUCUAUGCCUCUGGGUGGACAAACAGUGCUCCACACUCUGCUUUGAGUUUUUUAAUAAAAUAAUCUCAUGCGGCAGGAAA
Molecule: messenger RNA, 1566 nt
Organism: Myotis lucifugus (little brown bat)
Lineage: Eukaryota; Metazoa; Chordata; Mammalia; Chiroptera; Vespertilionidae
Gene: ACD
Product: ACD, shelterin complex subunit and telomerase recruitment factor
Exons: 12
Coding region: 72-1448 (458 amino acids)
Biological process (GO): telomere capping; telomere maintenance via telomerase
Cellular component (GO): telomerase holoenzyme complex; shelterin complex; chromosome, telomeric region
Molecular function (GO): telomeric repeat DNA binding
Source: RefSeq, a predicted model, not a curated record